This is a messenger RNA of Solea senegalensis (Senegalese sole), 1714 nucleotides long. RefSeq names its product dystrotelin (gene dytn). The transcript is spliced from 12 exons. The coding region runs from base 1 to 1614 and encodes 537 amino acids. The record is from RefSeq and is a predicted model, not a curated record. Gene Ontology annotation, cellular component: plasma membrane. Gene Ontology annotation, molecular function: zinc ion binding. Gene Ontology annotation, biological process: synaptic signaling. Lineage: Eukaryota; Metazoa; Chordata; Actinopteri; Pleuronectiformes; Soleidae.
AUGGUGGCCGUCCAGGCUGUGGGCGGGGCUCAGCGGCAGCAGGAGGUGGAGCUGAAGAGGGAGAACAUGAUCUGGAUUGUGAAAAGGAUGUUUGACAGCGUGUCACAGGAAGUGCCUGGUCACAUGAUCAUGGAGGCUUUAGAGGAAACAAGUGACCUGAUACUAACCACAUUUGAGCGGGCCAGUGCUGGUAGUUUAUCAGUGGCGUUUCUUCAAACAUGUCUCAUCGCUCUGUCGUCUGACGACCUGAUGACCAAAUACAGAGCCCUGACCUCCAUGUGUCAGUCGAGGUCAGGAAGCGUCAGUAGAUCUGCACUCUGGUGUUUACUGAACGACCUCAGUCAGGUUCCUGCCACGGUUCAGGAGGGCGUGGUCUUUGGUGACAUAGACAUGGCAGUGAGCUCGUGUUUUAACAGGGUGCUGACUCCAACAGUGAACGUGGAACACGUGUUGUCAUGGCUGCAGACUGAACCCUGCCUGUUGCUAUGGUUACCAACUCUGUACCGGCUGUCUGUCAGUCAGAACGUCCGUCACAACGUUCGCUGUCACACCUGCAAGACUUUCCCCAUCAGUGGACUGAGGUAUCGGUGUCUGAAGUGUGUGAACGUUCACGUUUGUCAAAGCUGUUUCCUGAACGAACAACAGUCUAAAAAGCACAAGAGGCUCCACCCACUGAUGGAAUACUGCACACAGCCCACCUGGAGAGAGACAGUGUCCUCAUUGGUGCGAAGCGCUCGUUUCACUCUGUUACCACGGCGACUCACUCAGAGAGAGGCUGAAAGCAGGAAGUGGGAGGAGCCAGUGGAGACUCAGAACAGAGCUCCGCCCCCUUCUGCUGCCUCACCACGAUCGGUAGACACAGUUGUCCGUCACAGUCAUAGCCCCACCCCCUUAGCAGAGCCUCCUCGCUGUCGCUCAUCUAAAGGUCAACAGACGGACGAGACGCCAACAUGUCAGGAGGAGACCAAGAUGAUUGACAUCACAAACCUGCAGCAAGACAAAUGGCUGCUGGAGCAGGAAAUGUGGGCGUGGCGAAUCACCGUCCAAUCAGAGCAGAGCAUCCUGGAGGACAGGUGCUCAGAGAUGGAGGUUGCCGUGAAAACCCUGAGACAGCAGAACAUCAGCCUGGAGGGGGCUCUCACUCAGGCUUUGAACAAAAUGGAGGCUGAACAACACAUGACACACACAGAUGUCACCACGGAGACGGAUGACAUCAUGCUGACCUCCGACCAUGAGGUGGAAGAAGAGGAGGAUGAAGAGGAACUACUACUGAUAAAAGAAGAAACUCCGUCUCCCACAAUCCACUGGGGCUCGACUUCAUCACAGGAAGACUGUGAGGAGGAGGAGCCCGAAGACCAUGGACGUCUGUGUCAACCAAUAAGAGAAGAGGAAGAACCAGAGGAGAGAGGACGACAGGAAGAAGUUGACGAAGAAGAGGAUGAUGGGAAAUGUAGUCCAGAGGAUCUGAUACAGAGAACUGUCUACAGACUGAAGACUGAGCUGGAGACAGACAGACAGACAGGUUACAUGAAGUGGGCAGAGCUUGUGGAGGCAGCAGAGCAGGUGGGAGGAGCUGUCCACUUUCUUGUGGACACAGUGAUGAACACAUACUGAGCAAGUGAGUGUUAGAGGCCACGCCCACAACUGUGUGUAUUGGAGCGUUAAUGAAAGAUUAUGUCAAUAAAGUUUAAAAUAGUUUGAUGACAUCAUCACA